Molecule: messenger RNA, 4578 nt
Organism: Cladocopium goreaui
Lineage: Eukaryota; Dinophyceae; Suessiales; Symbiodiniaceae
Source: the annotation of a GenBank genome assembly
AUGCCAACCACUCGCUCCCAACGUGCUACCGCAGCAGUGGCUGCUGGUGCUGCUGCCACCAUGUUGGCGCCUGCUUUCGUGGCACCGACAAAGCUGAAUGUCGUGACCAGCGCCCCAGCACCGGUGGCGUCAGCUGCACCGACCAGCGCUGUCGGUGCAAGUGCCAGCGUGGUUGGUGCGGGUGCAGCGGCACUGGCAGCUGCAGCGACUGUUCGCCCAUCCAAGCGAUGUGCGAAGAAGGAGAAGGUCGUUUGCAUGGCCACAGCAACUGAAGUUGAUGUCGACACUGAGUGCAUCAACGCCAUCCGCUUCUUGGCAGUGGAUGCAGUGAACAAGGCCAACAGUGGCCACCCUGGUGCUCCUAUGGGUCAGGCACCUAUCGGAUACCUUCUCUUUGCAGAGGAGAUGCAGUACAAUCCUGAGGAUCCAAAGUGGGUGAAUCGUGACCGUUUUGUUCUUUCUUCUGGUCACGGUUGCAUGCUCCAGUACUCUUUGCUGCAUUUGGCUGGCUACAAGAGCGUCUCGAUCGAUGACAUCAAGCAGUUCCGACAGUGGGGCUCCAAGACUCCCGGCCACCCAGAGAACUUCGAGACCGAGGGCAUUGAAGUGACCACCGGACCCCUUGGCAUGGGUAUCUCCAAUGCAGUUGGCUUGGCGGCCGCUGAAGCCCACCUUGCAGCAGUUUACAACAAACCUGGCAUGGAGCUGAUCGACCACUACACCUACACCAUUGCAGGUGAUGGAUGCAUGCAGGAGGGCAUUUCUCACGAAGCUUGCGCAUAUGCUGGCCACUUGGGCCUGGGAAAGCUGAUUGUUCCCUGGCAGCAACAAGCUGCACAAGCCUCCAAAACUGCAGAAAAGGCUUUCUACGAUGACAACGGCAUCACCAUCGAUGGACACACCGAUCUCUCCUUCACUGAGGAUGUCGGCAAGCGCUUUGAGGGCUAUGGAUGGCAGGUGCUGGAAGUGCCUGAGGGCAACACCGAUGUGGAUGCCAUCCGCAAGGCCAUCAAGGAGGCCAAGGCUUGCACUGACAAGCCAACUUUGAUCAAGGUGAAGACCACUAUCGGCUUCGGCUCUCCCAACAAGGCUGACAGCCAUGAUGCCCAUGGUGCACCCCUCGGUGCAGAUGAGGCUGAGGCCACUCGCAAGCAGCUGGGCUGGAACUACGGAGAGUUCGAGGUGCCAGAGCAGGUGUAUGACACCUUCAGCAAGCACGCAAAGGCAGGUGCUGAGAAGCAGGCAGCCUGGGAGAAGAUGUGGAAGGAGUACCAGGAGAAGGAGCCUGAGCUCGCCGCGCAGUUCCAGCGCGCUGUGGUUGAUCGCAAGCUGCCUGAGAACUGGGAUGAUGCCCUGCCUAAGGUUACCCCAGAGGACAAGGGCAAGGCAACCCGCCUCCACUCUCAGGACUGCCUCAACGCCAUUGCCAACGUGCUGCCUGAGUUCAUGGGUGGUUCCGCAGACUUGGCACCUUCCAAUAUGACCCUGAUGAAGUGCACUGGUGACUUCUUGAAAGACAGCUAUGCCGAGCGCAACAUGCGCUUUGGCAUCCGCGAGUUCGGCAUGGGAGCAGUGGCCAAUGCGCUCUCUCUUGACAAGACAGGCAUGAUCCCUUACUGCGCCACUUUCACUAUCUUCACCGACUACAUGCGUGGCGCCAUUCGAAUUGCCGCACUCUCCCAGGCAGGCACCAUCUUCGUCACUACGCAUGAUUCCAUUGCUGUCGGAGAGGAUGGCCCCACCCAUCAGCCCAUUGAGACCAUUCCAUCUCUGCGUCUCAUCCCAGAUCUCACCGUGAUGCGCCCGGCUGAUGGCAAUGAGACCGCGGAUGCCUACAAGUAUGCUGUGGAGAGAUCGAAGAAUGAGUCUCGACCCACCAUGAUGGCGUUCUCCCGACAAGCCGUGCCCAAUCUGCCCAACUCCUCCGUUGAGAACACCCUUAAGGGUUUGAAGCUCAGUGUGAUUGAGUGCGCCGAUCCGGAGCUGAUCUUGAUUGGCACCGGCUCGGAGGUUGGUCUCUGUGUGGAUGCUGCCGAGAAGCUGGACAAGAAGGAACAGCCUGAGAGCUACAAGAGCAAGCUGUUGCCUGCAGAUGUGCCCAAGAUGAGCGUGGAGGCUGCAUGCACUGCUGGCUGGGGUGAGUUUGUGAGGGCCUUGGUACAGAGAGCAAACAGCCUGGACAAAUUUGGCUUCAACGUCGACAACGUUGUCAGCUGUACCGAGAGGUGCCUCUCCGGUGAGAAGGGCGCGCUGCAGGGUGGCCUAACUGUUCCACAGCUCAUUCCCAUUGGACGUUAUGUGGCAGCCGUGGUGAGAGCAGUGGCUGCUGGUGCUGCUGCCACCAUGUUGGUGCCUGCUUUCGUGGCACCGACAAAGCUGAAUGUCGUGACCAGCGCCCCAGCACCGGUGGCGUCAGCUGCACCGACCAGCGCUGUCGGUGCAAGUGCCAGCGUGGUUGGUGCGGGUGCAGCGGCACUGGCAGCUGCAGCGACUGUUCGCCCAUCCAAGCGAUGUGCGAAGAAGGAGAAGGUCGUUCGUAUGGCCACAGCAACUGAAGUUGAUGUCGACACUGAGUGCAUCAACGCCAUCCGCUUCUUGGCAGUGGAUGCAGUGAACAAGGCCAACAGUGGCCACCCUGGUGCUCCUAUGGGUCAGGCACCUAUCGGAUACCUUCUCUUUGCAGAGGAGAUGCAGUACAAUCCUGAGGAUCCAAAGUGGGUGAAUCGUGACCGUUUUGUUCUUUCUUCUGGUCACGGUUGCAUGCUCCAGUACUCUUUGCUGCAUUUGGCUGGCUACAAGAGCGUCUCGAUCGAUGACAUCAAGCAGUUCCGACAGUGGGGCUCCAAGACUCCCGGCCACCCAGAGAACUUCGAGACCGAGGGCAUUGAAGUGACCACCGGACCCCUUGGCAUGGGUAUCUCCAAUGCGGUUGGCUUGGCGGCCGCUGAAGCCCACCUUGCAGCAGUUUACAACAAACCUGGCAUGGAGCUGAUCGACCACUACACCUACACCAUUGCAGGUGAUGGAUGCAUGCAGGAGGGCAUUUCUCACGAAGCUUGCGCAUAUGCUGGCCACUUGGGCCUGGGAAAGCUGAUUGCUUUCUACGAUGACAACGGCAUCACCAUCGAUGGACACACCGAUCUCUCCUUCACUGAGGAUGUCGGCAAGCGCUUUGAAGGCUAUGGAUGGCAGGUGCUGGAAGUGCCUGAGGGCAACACCGAUGUGGAUGCCAUCCGCAAGGCCAUCAAGGAGGCCAAGGCUUGCACUGACAAGCCAACUUUGAUCAAGGUGAAGACCACUAUCGGCUUCGGCUCUCCCAACAAGGCUGACAGCCAUGAUGCCCAUGGUGCACCCCUCGGUGCAGAUGAGGCUGAGGCCACUCGCAAGCAGCUGGGCUGGAACUACGGAGAGUUCGAGGUGCCAGAGCAGGUGUAUGACACCUUCAGCAAGCACGCAAAGGCAGGUGCUGAGAAGCAGGCAGCCUGGGAGAAGAUGUGGAAGGAGUACCAGGAGAAGGAGCCUGAGCUCGCCGCGCAGUUCCAGCGCGCUGUGGUUGAUCGCAAGCUGCCUGAGAACUGGGAUGAUGCCCUGCCUAAGGUUACCCCAGAGGACAAGGGCAAGGCAACACGUCUCCACUCUCAGGACUGCCUCAACGCCAUUGCCAACGUGCUGCCUGAGUUCAUGGGUGGUUCCGCAGACUUGGCACCUUCCAACAUGACCCUGAUGAAGUGCACUGGUGACUUCUUGAAAGACAGCUAUGCCGAGCGCAACAUGCGCUUUGGCAUCCGCGAGUUCGGCAUGGGAGCAGUGGCCAAUGCGCUCUCUCUUGACAAGACAGGCAUGAUCCCUUACUGCGCCACUUUCACUAUCUUCACCGACUACAUGCGUGGCGCCAUUCGAAUUGCCGCACUCUCCCAGGCAGGCACCAUCUUCGUCACUACGCAUGAUUCCAUUGCUGUCGGAGAGGAUGGCCCCACCCAUCAGCCCAUUGAGACCAUUCCAUCUCUGCGUCUCAUCCCAGAUCUCACCGUGAUGCGCCCGGCUGAUGGCAAUGAGACCGCGGGUGCCUACAAGUAUGCUGUGGAGAGAUCGAAGAAUGAGUCUCGACCCACCAUGAUGGCGUUCUCCCGACAAGCCGUGCCCAAUCUGCCCAACUCCUCCAUUGAAAACACCCUUAAGGGUGCUUACGAGGUGAUUGAGUGCGCCGAUCCGGAGCUGAUCUUGAUUGGCACCGGCUCGGAGGUUGGUCUCUGUGUGGAUGCUGCCGAGAAGCUGGACAAGAAGGUGCGAGUGGUGUCCAUGCCCUCCUGCGAGGUCUUCAGAGAACAACCUGAGAGCUACAAGAGCAAGCUGUUGCCUGCAGAUGUGCCCAAGAUGAGCGUGGAGGCUGCAUGCACUGCUGGCUGGGGUGAGUUUGCUGAUGCGUUUGUUGGAAUCGAUGUUUUCGGUGCCUCUGCGCCCGGCGGAACCUGCCUGGACAAAUUUGGCUUCAACGUCGACAACGUUGUCAGCUGUGCCGAGAGGUGCCUCUCCGGUGAGAAGGGCGCGCUGUCCAACGGCAGCCAGGGCAAGAACUAG